GAGUCCAGAAAAAAACACAACAUUGACAUUUGUUCUUAUUUUUCUUUCUUAUUCAAAAAUGUGAUUUGCCUCCUUUGAAGGCGGACGGCGCCUGAUUUGCCUCAAACAAAUCAGAAUUUGGUCAGAGAAUGUGAACAAAACAACACUCCAGUGUGAUGUUAUUAUUGUAACACUCCCUCUCUCCUCCCCAAUCACGUCUGUUGGAAUCACUCUACUGUGUGACGUAGCUAGAAAUGCUGCUAAAGCUGAGCAUUUAUUCCAUUUUUUCUGGGUAUCUUUGCUAUAUCUGGGCUGUGUUUGUGCAAUCUUGUUUUGUUUUAUUGCUAACCUUGAACAGUAUUUAAGCUCUUUAAAAAAACUUUCUGUUCUGUUUUUGCCAUCAUUAUUAUUAUUUUUUUUAUCUAUUAUUUAUAUCUAUACCUAUGAUUACCUAUAACGUCCCAUUCUAAUUCUGUUUUGUGUGUGAAAUGCUUUGAUUCCCUAUAUUUGACUUUUUGACAUUCAAAUGUUACCAGACCAAACAAAGUCCGGGCCACGUCUUUUAUGUAAAUACAUGCAUGGAUGUCUUUAAAAACCCGGCCAUAAUUUGUAAUUCUCCUCAGUCUUUGAGUCUUUGUCUGAAGAAUUCUGAACAUCUUCAAUACAGUCAUGGAUCAAAUGAUGGCCUUCGUCUUGUUCCUGUUGAGCUCAGCUUGGACGAAGUAUGUAUCCGUCUCUCAGCGAUCGUCCUGGCCUGAAGCUCAGACUAAUUGUCGGCAGCAAUACACAGACCUGGCUGUCAUCAGUAACGUACAGGACAAUGAGGAGGUUCUGAAAAUCGCAGCUCAGCUCGGUGGUCGGGCAUGGAUUGGAAUCAACUGGAACAACACAGAUAGUGUUUGGAUGUGGUCAGGAGGUGGCAGGGUCUCCACUUUUUUCUGGGGAAGUGAUCAACCUGAGUACAAUAAUCAAAUAUAUGGCAUGAUUUAUGGGGGCAGCUGGCACGAUUCAAAUGAUAAUCAAGAGAUGCGUUCUAUUUGCUUUCACGCGAUUGUGGUAAAGGAGAAAAAGACGUGGCUUGAAGCCCUGGAGUACUGCAGGGGGAAUCACAGUGACCUGGCCAGCGUAGCCUCUGAGACAGAGUUGCUCCUAAUACAAAAAGAGAUGAAGAAAAAUGCAGUCACUGAAGCUGUCUGGAUAGGCUUGCAUUUCUUCCCUGAAGGCUGGCUGUGGGUGGACGGGCGACCGCUGGAUUAUGAAGUCUGGCUCCAUGACAACAGGCCAGUGUGUCCUCAGGUCUUCAUGGAGUGUGCUGCCUUAAACACGACAGAGAACCAGCUGAGGACAGGGGCUGUGGACUGUGAAGAGAGACUCUACUUUCUUUGCUACUGACAGUUCACCUUUAGAGAUGUUAAUCAUACUGUUAUAGGGAUGUAACGCUACACUUAAUUCAUCAUAAGAUUUGUGUUUUUUUGUUGACAAUACGAUUUUAUCAUGUUUUUUUUAACAAAUUAUGACCAAAUUGAAUGACUUUUUGCCUGUAAAAACGAUGCAAAAUACCAUUAGCAACUGAAACUUGUAAUCUUAAAAAUUCUACUCUACCCAAACUUUUAAAAUGUAUCUUAAAGAAUAAAUGGAUGACGUGUUUCCAGUCUUCUUUGUCUAACAAACUAGAGGUGGUACUAAACUACAGCAGGCAGAUUACCUAACUGAACCAUAGGAUUGUUUAAAAUAUGGCCCUGACCGUGUUUAUUGGAGAUGCAAGAUAAUACUGUAUCUGACAAAUUAUCAGUUAAAGGUGAUCAUUUUCAUGUUAUUACUGAAUACGUCAGUCAAUAACUGACUGGUCAGAAUGUUUAUGAUGACAACAGCCAUGGUACAAAAUCUAAUACUUUCAAUAUAUGCCAAGCUCACAGGACAAUGAUGAGGUUCUGCAGAUUAUUGUUGGAGUUGGUGCCACCUACUGGAUUGGAAUGACCAGGCAUAACACACCUGGUGGGUUUUAGAUGUGGUGGCACGAUGCAGGGCUGCUCAGUUUGUUUCCUUUCAUUCGCUUCAACGUUGUUGUGGUAAAGGAGAGGAAGACGUGGGUUGG
Molecule: messenger RNA, 2074 nt
Organism: Cynoglossus semilaevis (tongue sole)
Lineage: Eukaryota; Metazoa; Chordata; Actinopteri; Pleuronectiformes; Cynoglossidae
Product: lymphocyte antigen 75-like
Exons: 1
Coding region: 649-1371 (240 amino acids)
Source: RefSeq, a predicted model, not a curated record